AGAAACUAAUUCGCUCUCCGGCCGGUCGAGUAGUAUGGUAUGGUUGCGCGUGUAUUGUGCUGCCAGCUUUAGUUGAGAGACGGCUACUGUGACUGACCGGUCGGCACUGUUUUGGGGGGAAUUGUAUUGUACCCAAAAUAAAAUUAUCCGAAGCACGGGGGAGCUUUGAGAUCCUCUGUACCCCCAGUUAGAUGAAGAGGAGGCCGGCUUGCGCAAGAUGUGGACCAUAAAGCUUCUGCGUUUCAAUCAGGUUCCUUCCGACUUCCACGAGCCCUUCAUCAUAUCAGGGUACCGCUCGUGCCGUAGCAGCGUCGCAUCUUGCCUAGUCAGCGCCAUCCAGGGAUCCAACGAGACCAUCAACUUCUGGACCCAUUUCAUCCCCGCUAUGUGGUUUGGCUGGACCACACUGCGUCAGGUGACCGAUGGGACAGUCAUCGGGGAUCCUUUCUCCUGGCCUCUCAUCUGCUUCCUCCUCUCGUCCUUCCUGUACCUGAUUGCCAGCUCCAUGGCGCACCUGUUCAACUGCAUCUCCUUGCCUGCGCGAUACGUCACUUUCUUCUUUGACUACGGAGCCAUCAGCAUCUACAGUUUUGGAUGCAGCAUAGCUUACUACGCAUACGUUUUUCCCCCGGAGCUUCUCCUCACCGUAUUCCACCAGGUAUAUCUUGUGGUGGCCAUGUGUGCUGCAGUGAUGUGCACAUUCCUCGCCUGUUAUAGCCGCUUCUCUUCCAACCACUUCAUGUAUCAUUCGGGACGCUUACCAGCAUUUAUGAUCCCCUACAUAUGGUGCAGUCUUCCUCUGUUUUACCGAUUACUCUUCUGCACUGAACCCAAUCCCGAUUCCAACGCUGCACUCUUUCACGUCCGACACAUCCUUGGAGCCGUCGCAACCGCUUUCGUCUACGCAAGCCGCUUCCCGGAGGUUCUGGCCCCCGGGACCUUCGAUUUCAUCGGGCAAAGCCACCAGCUGUUCCACAUCGGAGGCGUGUUCGCGACGUAUACGCAGUAUCGCGCCUUUUCGCUCGACAUGUCCGAACGUCGCCAGUUCCUGGUUGAGGCAGUUGGGCUUCCGACGGUGGGGAAUACUCAGAGAGCUUUUCUGGUGGUUUUGACGUUGAACCUCCUAAUCAUCUGGGCCUACUCUCAUUGGGUAUCGCAACCAAAGUCACUGGAUAUGGUAAGGCAGCGGUUAGAGAAAGAGAAAAAGGGGCGUGGUUGCAGUUGUGAUUAACAAGGUAUUUCUUAACUCGACUCCUUUUUUUUUUCUGAAAUAUGAGAUGGUGUAUUGGCUGAAAUAUCUCUUGAGAUUCUUGUGUUUUAUGUGUUUUCGGUGUAUUUACCUUCUCAGGUCAGAUGUCCAUUAUUUAAAAAAAAAUUAUAUUUCGUAUCUGUGUGAGUGUUUAUAUGUAUUCAUCCAUAUGUAGGGUAUUUCCGGGGAAAAAAAGCAAGUUUGUGAAUGUAUGUAUGGUUGGUCUCUGUCAGGGAAUUAUUUUAGGACCAUCCAUGUUUUUCAAUCCUUUGCAAACAAAUAUCCUACUACAUACGUUAUUCAUGCACUAACUAUUUAUGGAAGGGAAAGAUGAGGCAGGAUUUCUUGGCAAUUUUGAUGACCGAAAUACAUGAAGGUCAUGGGCAGGCGCGGAUCCAGCUGGAUACAAUAAAAAAUGAAAUCGGAAAAAUAAAUACAAUUUUAGGGGUCAUAUUAAGCACAAUAGUCAGUCUUUCACAACUAUUAUGUCUAAUCUAGCCGCAUCCCCGCCUCCUGGUUAUGGGUACAGGUCUCGUGUGCUGUGAGGACAACAUCAUUGUCAAAUGACAGCCCUGUGAAUCGCAGGAUCAACAGGGUAUUAUUAUGACUAUCAUUGAUUAUAUUGAUUAAGACACUGUGUAAAUGAAUACACUUUACAGGAUAUUUUGUGAUGGCCUGCCUGAAAAUUUUUUAAUGGUAUGUCCCAUAAUCUCAUACCAAUGCAUUGUGGAUAUCUUGCCAAAAACUGACCUGUUUGACAUAUAUGCAAAAAUAAUGGAAUUAAUUGUGAUUGAAUUAUCUGCUGAAUCUGAUUUUUAUUUGAAUUCCUGGAAAAGUUACUAAUUGUCGCGUAUAGGAAGCAUGAAAUUCAUUCAGCAUUUUUACAGAUCUUCAUGACACAUUGGUAUACGCCGCAUCCUACCAGGAGAGCAUUGUAUCAACACGUCAACUUUUCCUUGGAUUUGAUUGGCUGAAAAACACAGGUGUCUGAACUGUCGGAUAACAUGGACUUUGUUGAAUAAAACAUCAGAUCCUGUUUCAUAAAGAUUUGUUGUAUGCACAAUUUGUAUAACAAAUUUACUAUCAGCCAAUCAGAUUGAAGGAUUUCGGUAGCUUAUAACACUACAUUUAAUUGCAAAUUUGUUGUUUUAUAACGCGUUUUAUGAAAUUGCCCCUUGACCUUUCAAGAAACACUCUCCAGGUGUCCAUCAGAUGUUUGUGUAGUGGCAUAUCAACUCCAAAUGACUUCAGUGCUUUCCUGAGAUUUGAACUCUUUACCUUGUGAUGCAAGUGUCGUUACAAGACUACCACAUCUCAGAUUCAGGGAAUGUUUUGUUUGUUUUUUACAAACUUUGUGCAACCUAAAACUCUAUUCUUUUCACCUUUCAAUGCUGCCUCGUGAUGUCAUAAGCCUUGCUUGCAGCUGGUUUGCAAAGUGCUUCCUUGUCAUAUUUCUUUGAUGAGCAAAGAUUUUUUUAUUUUUUUUACCGAGGAGUUUCUUUCCAUUUCCAAUUUCUUAUUUCUACCCAGUGAUCAUUGUAAUUUGUUCCUCAUGGUCUUCCAAGAUACUCCUGUAUUUCUCGGUUUGUUUGAUUUGAUACAAACAUUUAUAAUGCUUUGUAUUUGUAAGCAUACUCGGGGUUCCCAGCCCAUCAGAGAAAAUUAUUUUUCAUUUUUCAGUCAGGGAAAAAAUCAGGGAAUUUGAUAAAAGAUACCGCAAAUCAGGGAAAAAUGCUUCCAAUGAGGGAAAAAUCAGGGAAUUUUGAUCGGCCCAAAAGUCAAAAGCGUGCAUGGUAGUCAUUUAGACUGUUAUAUUUAGUUGCAUAUCAAAACAACAUCCAUUAAAUGACUGGUUAUGGUGGUUAUGGGGUAUGGUAGAAGGCUGUGUAUGGGGAGAAGGAAGGCCAUUACAUGCCUGUGUAAUAGUACUAAUUAGUUUUACAUUAUUGUUUUCAUUUUGAAAAUACAUGUAAUUCACUGCAACAACUUAGAAAACAUGCAAAACUGGGAGUGGGUUUAAAUAAUUAUCAGGGAAUUUUUAAACUUCAUCAGGGAAAAAUCAGGGAAUAUUGUUUUCUUGAAAAGCUGGGAACGCUGAUACUUAUGACUGUGUUUACACCCUAAACACACGAUUCCAUGAAAUCAUAUGUCAUUUUAUAAUGUAUAUUUUGUGAUGCCUUAUCACUUCAUGAAAUAACAAUUUGAUAGUAAUAUCUUUCUUUCUUUCGUUUUUUUUCUUCAAAUAUUUCUUUUCAUUUGCCUUCAGUCACUUAUUUUGCUGCAUUAACUAUGCAUCAGAUGUUCCUGUACUAUAUUUUUGCAUUUUUGUAUUUUUUUAAUUGGAUAAUGUGUGUGGGGAUGGGGUCGUGCGGGAAGUGGUGUGUGUGUGAGUGUGUGUGUGUGGUUACUGCAUUAUAGUCUUAUAUACUGCCAUAUUCUUGAGGGUUAUCAGCAAAUAUUAGAAAAGAGUAUAUUAGAAAAGAGUAUCCAAAAGUUAGUUUAGUGAAUAGAGGUUACAAUGCCUUCAUCCCAAUGAAUAAUCAUAGUUGUUAAAUGAUUGAAGAAGAAUAAUAUUAAUGGUUAUUAUUAAUAACGAUAUUACUCUACUUGCCUGAUGUAAGAGGGCUUAGUCCAAAGAAAUUUAAGGCUGAUAUACAUGUAUGUGUCCAAAGAUUUCAUAUUAGAAAUACUGGUAUCUUGGCUUUAAAAUGAAUUUAAUUGUAACAACAAUAAUGUCAUGUUUUUAAUUGCUAUGUUUAUCUUGGUAAGAAUGUGUAAUUGGGGGAAUGUUCCGCAAAGGAUGCAAUAUUCGUAGAGGAAAAAAUUUGAACAGAACACUUAAAUGGUCCAAAGUUCAACACACUUUAGCUAGCUUUGGAAAUG
Molecule: messenger RNA, 4132 nt
Organism: Lytechinus pictus (painted urchin)
Lineage: Eukaryota; Metazoa; Echinodermata; Echinoidea; Temnopleuroida; Toxopneustidae
Product: membrane progestin receptor gamma-B-like
Exons: 5
Coding region: 218-1231 (337 amino acids)
Cellular component (GO): membrane
Molecular function (GO): signaling receptor activity
Source: RefSeq, a predicted model, not a curated record